Messenger RNA from Macadamia integrifolia, 1349 nucleotides. Its product is annotated as cysteine-rich receptor-like protein kinase 10. Gene Ontology annotation, molecular function: ATP binding; protein kinase activity. The transcript has 5 exons. Gene Ontology annotation, biological process: protein phosphorylation. Lineage: Eukaryota; Viridiplantae; Streptophyta; Magnoliopsida; Proteales; Proteaceae. Bases 1 to 945 code for a protein of 314 amino acids. The record is from RefSeq and is a predicted model, not a curated record.
AUGGAGACUCAAUUUAACAUGGGUAAGCUUUUGAAUGGAGAAGAAGUUGCUGUGAAGAGGCUUUCUAGAAAUUCUGGACAAGGUGAACUAGAAUUUAAGAAUGAGGUGGUGUUAUUGGCCAAGUUGCAGCAUAGGAAUCUUGUUCGGCUCCUCGGCUUCAGCUUAGAAGGAGAAGAAAAGCUCCUAAUCUAUGAAUUCUUACCAAAUACAAGCCUCGAUCACUUCAUAUUUGAUCCAAUCAAACGUGCACAAUUGGAUUGGGAAAUACGUCACAAAAUUAUUAAAGGGAUUGCUCGAGGGCUUCUCUAUCUUCAUGAAGAUUCUCGACUUAGGAUUAUACAUCGAGAUCUCAAAGCAAGCAAUGUUUUGUUAGAUAAGGAGAUGAACCCAAAAAUUUCAGAUUUUGGCAUGGCAAGGCUUUUUGUAGUUGAUCAAACUCAGAAUACCAACAGGGUUGUCGGAACAUAUGGAUAUAUGGCUCCAGAGUAUGCAAGGAAUGGGUUCUUCUCAGUCAAGUCAGAUGUCUUUAGCUUUGGUGUCCUACUUUUAGAAAUUAUGAGCGGUCAGAAGAACAACAGCUUUUAUCAAUUGGAGCAGAAUGAGGACCUUCUUAGCUAUACAUGGAGAACUUGGAAGGAAGAUAGGGCUGUGGAGUUGAUAGAUACAACUUUGAGAGAAAAUUGUUCGAUAAGUGAAAUGACGCGAUGCAUUCAUAUUGGACUGCUAUGUGUUCAAGAAAAUGUUGCUGACAGACCCACCAUGGCAUCAGUUGAUCUCAUGUUCAAUAGCUCAUCCAUCAUCCCCCCAAUACCAUCAUCACCACCUGCCUUUUAUGUUUAUAACAGAGGGGAGGAAGACAAAUCUAUCUCAAAGAAUGAUUCAUGUGUAACAGAGCAAGUUCCAUCUACCAAUGAGGCAUCUAUUACUGAGAUGUACCCUCGGUGAGAUAUAGUAGGAGAGUAGUUCAUAAAAAGAAAGGAUGAAAUCACUAGUUAUUAGAGCCUGAUUAUUUUUAAUAUAAUUAUUAAAUUCAAUGGCAUGAAAUGAGAAUAUAAUUCUUACAUAUAAAUUAGACUUUUGACUCUUAGACAUAUUGUUUCAUAUGUAUAUGAUUAGAAAUUCUAAUUUAAACUAGAUAGUCAGUACAGAGAAAGUCCUAAACUUUGAUUACCUGUAAUAAGAUCAUUGCCUGUACCCAAACAAAAAAUAAAACAGAUUAUGCUCUGUAGCCUUCUCCUUGGCAGCAUCAAAAUAUCGUGGUUUGCCUUAAAUGCAGAAAGAACAUUUACAGCAGAAAUUGAUCUUGCGUCCACGCCAAUACUCUCCUGCAUCACCCAAAUAGAAAACAU